CGAGCGGAACCUUUUUUCUGUUCCACCCGGAGACUUUAGCAGGAGAAACACAGUCGGCACUGAGCGGUCAGUCUCUGCCACGUCGGAAAUACUAUCAGUGUUUUCAUAUCUGAAGAGCAGAAGAGCAACUAAAGACGUUUUUUGAGUUGAAGGAGUUUGUUGGGAGGGAUAUAAGCAAAUAUGGUUUCGGUCAUUAACACAGUGGACACCUCACAUGAGGAUAUGAUCCAUGACGCUCAGAUGGAUUAUUACGGCACCAGACUGGCCACCUGCUCCUCUGAUCGCUCUGUGAAGAUCUUUGAUGUCAAAAACGGAGGGCAGAUCCUCGUGGCUGAUCUGAGGGGCCACGAGGGUCCCGUGUGGCAGGUGGCCUGGGCUCACCCCAUGUAUGGCAACAUCCUGGCGUCCUGCUCCUACGACAGGAAGGUGAUCAUCUGGAAGGAGGAGAACGGCACCUGGGAUAAGAUGUAUGAAUACACAGGCCAUGACUCGUCCGUGAAUUCUGUGUGCUGGGGACCGUAUGACUUCGGGUUGAUUCUGGCCUGUGGCAGCUCAGAUGGGGCGAUUUCAGUGUUGACCUGUUCUGGAGAUGGACACUGGGAUAUUAAGAAGAUCAACAAUGCACACACAAUCGGCUGUAACGCUGUAAGUUGGGCCCCAGCUGUUGUCCCAGGGAGUCUUAUUGAGCAGCCAACAGGACAGAAGCCCAACUACAUCAAGAGAUUUGUGUCUGGAGGCUGUGACAAUCUGCUCAAGCUGUGGAAAGAAGAGGAUGGCCAGUGGAAAGAGGACCAGAAGCUGGAGGCACACAGUGAUUGGGUGAGAGAUGUUGGUUGGGCUCCUUCCAUUGGUCUGCCCACCAGCACAAUCGCCAGCUGCUCACAGGAUGGUCGUGUGUUUAUCUGGACGUGUGACGACCCAGCCGGUAACACCUGGACGGCCAAACUUCUCCACAAAUUCAAUGACGUGGUGUGGCACGUGAGCUGGUCCAUCACAGGAAACAUCUUGGCCGUGUCAGGAGGGGACAACAAAGUGACCCUGUGGAAGGAGUCAGUGGACGGACAGUGGGCCUGUAUCAGUGACGUCAACAAAGGCCAGGGAGCCGUGACCUCCAUCACAGACAGCCAACAGAACGAGCAGUGAAGCCUCUCGCCUCCAGUCAGACACCCUUCUGCCUUCAAAGACGUUAGAAGUGCAUCUCACUCUCAGGCGGCAGAACUAAAAACUUUUUUUUUUUUUUUUUUGCAACUCUACCCUGAUUUUUAGAUAUUUUCCAUUGGUUCAUUUACAGGCCAGAUGUUUGAGCUGAUUUGUAUUGUUUGUAAAGAUUCUUAACAUGUCAAUUAUUUUGAGAAGAAUAAAAUUAUGAUCAAUGAAAGCUAUUGGACACAUUGGACAUACAUGUGCUUCAAAACAUUGAAGAAUAAAGUUUUCUACACUAAACUAUAA
Pimephales promelas (fathead minnow) is the source of this 1449-nucleotide messenger RNA. RefSeq names its product SEC13 homolog, nuclear pore and COPII coat complex component (gene sec13). Gene Ontology annotation, cellular component: COPII vesicle coat; nuclear pore outer ring. Gene Ontology annotation, biological process: COPII-coated vesicle budding; protein import into nucleus; positive regulation of TOR signaling. Gene Ontology annotation, molecular function: structural molecule activity; protein binding. Lineage: Eukaryota; Metazoa; Chordata; Actinopteri; Cypriniformes; Leuciscidae. The record is from RefSeq and is a predicted model, not a curated record.